AUGUUCGGAACAACUCAACACUGUACUAAAUUUUCCGCUCUCCAUGUGAGUGUCUUGCCGUGCCGUGCCGUGCCGUGCCGGUGUUGGUUUCGUUGGGGCGUCGCGUCGUCGCAGUGUCGUCGGGACGUCGCGGUCGCGGUGUCGUCGCGAUGUCGUCGGGGUGUCGUCACGGUGUCGUCGCGGUGUCGUCGGGGUGUAGUCAUCCCUGUCACCUCGUACCGAGAAUACGUCGAAUUACCAAUAACUCUCUAUGCAGCACUUGUGGUUUCUCGCAGCUCCAACCAUGUAGUU
Molecule: messenger RNA, 291 nt
Organism: Brenthis ino (lesser marbled fritillary)
Lineage: Eukaryota; Metazoa; Arthropoda; Insecta; Lepidoptera; Nymphalidae
Source: the annotation of a GenBank genome assembly